Messenger RNA from Bubalus bubalis (water buffalo), 2432 nucleotides. RefSeq names its product caskin-2-like. NCBI's taxonomy places the organism in Eukaryota, Metazoa, Chordata, Mammalia, Artiodactyla, Bovidae. The coding region runs from base 551 to 1465 and encodes 304 amino acids. The record is from RefSeq and is a predicted model, not a curated record. The transcript has 3 exons.
CAUCAUUUAUUAUGCAAAAUUGAAUUUUUUUGAAGCGUGGAGAAUGAAGUAAUUUCGUAUGCAAACAGUUAAAACUCUCAUGUGUAUUCCGAUUCCGUACAUGUUGAUAAAUUCACUUAUGGUGAGUGACAGUGUGAGAUUCUGGGGUCGGGCCGGUCAAUCCGUGGAAGACACUGAUGAAAAUGAUAAACUAAAUGCCAGAAGUGUCCCCGACGCGUCUUGGGAUGAAAUGUGCAAAAUGUCAGUCUCGCCAACGUCUAUUAAUAACUAAAUAUGAUUGUGCGUGAUGAGCAGAGAUUUCCAUGGUGAUUGAAGGAGGGUGUCUUCUGCUCCUUCCAGCUGUCGCUGUUAGAAAUUCCUAUUGCUUUUUCACUGAUAAAUGCAUAAUGACCUUUAAAGCCCUUUCACCGUUAAAGCCCCUGUUGUUUGCGACUCUGGAGUGAGCUGGGGUCUGUCUUCCCCUCGCGUUUGGGCCGACGUCCUAGCCUUUGUCACGAGUCCCUCUUCCCCUUAUUCCCCACCGCACUCUCCUGCCUGGGCUCCAGGGUGGAUGGCCCCAGCGGCGUCUCCUCUUGUCCCCUGGGGCCAGCUGCUCUCAGGCGCCUUGGGACACCAUGGAAGGGAGGCCCACCCUGGAGUCUCCCGGGGGCAACCUCCAGCCGGCAGCUGCCUGGGCAAGGUGACCACCCGGAGGGCCGGGGCUGGAGAAGCAGGGGUCCUGGGGGAGGGGAGCCGGUGGGAGCUGUCAAUCAGAGCGUCUCCGUGGUUACAGGCCAGGCGUUCCGUUAUCAUCACUCCAGCUUGUGAGCUUUCGGUCUUCAGAUACCCUGACGGAGGAGCCUCUAAAAAUGUUCCCAGCGUGUGCUGGGGGCGCAAGGUGAAGAUGAGUCAGGCGGCACGCCCCGCCCCUCCAGGACAGCACAGGCGGAGCAACAAAGGCGGCAAAACAAGGGCUGGUCCUGCAGAAAGCAGAGAAAUGGGGAACAUGGGCCGAGCCUUCGGCAGUGGGACAAAGAGCCCGGGAGGCCCUCCGCCUUUGAGAAGAGCGGCCUCCGGGCUGCUCUGGGCGGGGCCUCGGGCCAGCGCGCCUCCCGCCCGCCGGCAGCUCCUCGGGCAGCGUGCUCCCUCAGGCGCCGUCCCCGUCGCACCGCCGGUGCGCGCACGCGCUCGUCCUCGGUCUGCACGGCUGGCCGUUCCCAGGCGGGCUGGGCAGCAGCCUUCCUCGCCCUCCGUGGCUCCGACCUGCCCGCGGGCUGCGUGCCCCCUCGGCGUCGCCGGAGCCGCGCCGUGGGUGUCCACCGCCCACCCUGGGAGUGACGUGGCGGGACGGGACUUUGCUCGCCUUGCUCAGGGCUGCCCACCCUCGGUGCAGACGGCACCUUGCAGACAGCUCCCCUCCGGUGGAGCAGAGAAUCAGAACCUCAGAGUUCCUGACACGGAAAGGGCUCUGAGGGCCCCCGUCUAACUCUCCCCUUUACUGGGGUGAAUCUGAGCCUGAAUGCCAGCUGGGGAUGGUUCCCAGGACCCUGCAUCUCUCCUGCCCAACUGGCGUUCCUGACCCCUCUGUGGAAGCCAGCUGCUUGGGUGGACUAGCUCCUCGGAAAACGUGCUCAUAUUCGAGGUGGGGUUGCCCAGAACAACGUCCUCUGCAGCUCUUUUUCAAAGAAUGGAUGAGUGACUUCUCACUGCCUUUCCCCGGGAUCAUGUAAAACCACGGGUGGGUUUUGUUUGUAACCAAACCUCCAGAAUCAAGAGGAAAGUCUGGCUUCCGAGAACGUCCAGGGUGGACUUGGACCUGGGACUCAAUCAUUGCUGCACUUUGAGCUGAACACGUUAUUUCUUGGUCAAAUGAAUAGAUUUAUCAUUACGAUCCCAGUAAACCAGUCUUUGUGAAGUUUUGAUCAAAGCAUCCUUCAAUCCCUUUGGAACAAGGCGGGACAGAAAUAAUACCUGUGAAGAUGAUGGAUGUCGGCGCUGGGGGAGGGAAGGAGCUCGUGGUUUCCGUGUCCAGCAGACGUGCACUGGCUGCCUGACCUGUGCAAGGCUCUGAGGGUGCCAGGAAGAAAGAGAGCCCUUCCAGGAGGGCUUGUGGGGUGGGCAGCGUAAGGAGAGCCCGGGACAGCGCUGCGGUGAGGGAGGCACGAGUGGUCUGCUGGGGGCUUGUCACAGCCCCUCGGCUGUGAUGUCCCCAAACCUGGCCCAUCUUUAAGGACCAGCAAGGGUUUCCUGGAGGGACCAGAGAGGCUGCUGCUGUCAUGGGUACGGCCCUGGAAGAAGGUGGGACCCUGGGCUGCAGGAGUGCAGCAUGACCAGAGCCCAAUGUGCACUGGGGCCGAGGGGGAGGUUGUGAAAGGCCUUGGAAGCAUCUUAUCCCGGGACGGAGAGCUGCUGACGUCUGGAGUGACGCCAUCAGAUUUGCCGUCGGAAGGACG